Molecule: messenger RNA, 720 nt
Organism: Aspergillus ruber CBS 135680
Lineage: Eukaryota; Fungi; Ascomycota; Eurotiomycetes; Eurotiales; Aspergillaceae
Exons: 4
Coding region: 1-720 (239 amino acids)
Source: RefSeq, a predicted model, not a curated record
AUGCGGUUAUGGAAGCAUCUGAGUUCCUUGCUUGGGCUCUUUCCUAUCACACCAUCAUUGACAGUAAUUACCGAUCUCAAAGUGGAAAAAGCAACCGAGGGUUGGAGAAUGCUCUUGUCGAAGUCUAUUUUGCGAUUCUCCAACAUACAGCCAGGUAGAAAAAGCAAGAAAGGAGAACACACUCGCAUCACUGCUCUUAUCGACAAGCCACUCGAGCGAAUCAAGUCAGUUUUAAAGACGAAAGGCCAGACACUCGACAGAUGGAGAGACCUCUGCAGCGGCGAAGUUUUCCGUCAAAUCCUGCUCGACCGGAAUAUCCUAACCAUUGAUGAGAAGCUUAUUGAAGCUGUGGCAGGAGAAUCGGAGGCCCUCGAGCUUCUUUCCAAACAUGAUUCAAAUUUGCCCAUUACAGAAGCGACUAUAGUGAAAACUACAAGAAAAGUUGAAACACUGCGUAUUGUUCUAAAAACUCGCAACAAUGUUAUUCUUGUCACAAAGAAGAUUAUGAAAGCUGCAAGGCGUCAUCUAGACCUCCAGACAGUCAGGGAGGCUUGGUGGCAAAGAGACUUGCCCAAGAGGGUCCGGGCAUCCGAGAUCCUAUUUGAAAAUGAUAAUGUUGAAGCUUUCAAGCAUAUGGUGGAAAAGCUUUCCCAAGAUAAAAACGAUUAUGACUUGGCCGAGCUCCUUGGGUUUUCUACAGAGCACAAGGCCUCAAAAUAG